GGGCGGAGCUGAGGCCGUCUGGGCUGUUCUGAGGAUCGCGCGCUACCCCCCCGCGGCGCCCGCCCUUGCUAGCAGGCUCCUCCCGCCCCCCGCAUUGCUGAUGCUGCUGCUGGCCGACAUGGACGUGGUGAAUCAGCUGGUGGCCGGGGGUCAGUUCCGGGUGGUCAAGGAGCCCCUUGGCUUCGUGAAGGUGCUGCAAUGGGUCUUCGCCAUCUUCGCCUUUGCCACAUGCGGCAGUUACAGUGGGGAGCUCCAGCUGAGUGUGCUUUGUGCCAACAAGACCCACAGUAACCUCAGCAUCAAGGUCGAAUUCGAGUACCCCUUCAGGCUGCACCAAGUGUACUUUGAUGCACCCGACUGCAGAGGGGGCACUUCCAAAGUCUUCCUUCUGGGGGACUACUCCUCAUCGGCGGAAUUCUUUGUCACCGUGGCCGUGUUUGCCUUCCUCUACUCCAUGGGGGCUCUGGCCACCUACAUCUUUCUGCAGAACAAGUAUCGAGAGAACAACAAAGGGCCCAUGCUGGACUUCCUGGCCACAGCAGUGUUUGCCUUCAUGUGGCUGGUUAGCUCGUCGGCAUGGGCCAAGGGGCUGACAGAUGUGAAGAUGGCCACAGACCCAGAGACCAUUAUCAAGGGGAUUCCUAGCUGCCACACGAAGGAGAAUACAUGCAAGGAGAUAAGAGACCCUGUGACCUCUGGCCUCAAUACCUCGGUGGUGUUUGGCUUCCUGAACCUGGUGCUCUGGGUCGGCAACCUGUGGUUCGUGUUCAAGGAGACAGGCUGGGCCGCCCCAUUCAUGCGCGCGCCUCCCGGAGCCCCCGAGAAACAACCGGCGCCCGGGGACGCCUACGGCGAGGCAGGCUACGGGCAGGGCCCCGGCGGGUACGGGCCCCAGGACUCCUACGGGCCUCAAGGCGGCUACCAGCCCGACUACGGGCAGCCCGCCGGCGGCGGUGGCACUGGCUACGGCCCUCAGGGCGACUACGGGCAGCAAGGCUACGGCCCUCAGGGUGCGCCCACCUCCUUCUCCAAUCAGAUGUAGUCUGGUCAGUGCAGCCCGGGAGGACCCCAUGGGUGGGCAAGAGCUCAGGAGAAGGCCUGCCCCCCUUCCCAACCCUACACCCCAGGUCUCCAUCCCUCAAGCCAGGAGACCCUUAACUGUCUUUGACAUAUAUAUAUAUAUAUAUAUAUAUAUAUAUAUAUAUAUACCUAUAUAUAUAUCUUACAUAUAUAUAUAAAUAUAUAUAGAUAUCUAUUUGUCUGUCUGAGCCCUGCCCCCACUCUACUCCCCUAAUGCAUUAAGACCCCAAUCUUAAGGGGGCUCCUCUCUUACCCCUAGCCCUUCCCCUGCAUCCCUUGGCCCCUCUCUGUUCCUUGGCCCUGUGCCCUGAGGUUGGGGAGGACUCUGAAAGGGGGACAGGGAGGAGACACACCUAGGCUGUGUGGAGUGGGUGGGCAUGACUUCAGACUCUGACUUCUCUUCUUCCCCUUCUCCCAACAUUGACCUUGAUUCCUCCAGCAAUGCUUGAACAGGGUCUAUUACAGAAAAUUCAACCCUGAGAAAGGCAGAGAUUGGGGGCUUGGGACCCAAGGUGGUCUUGGAGAGGAACUCUGGGGUGAAGGGGACUAGUAAGCAGGUGGGUUGGGUUCCAGACAUACUGGCAAUGAAGGAGAGGAGUGCCCUAGAGCAUUCUGGAGUGGAGCUUGGAAGGAGGCCGAGGGCGUGGUUCUAGAAAGGGCAGAGCUUUGAGUGAGGCAGCGGGUGGGCCGCAGAGUGGCAAGGCUUGGAGUAGGACUUGGUUCUAUGGAAGGUGUAUGACUUGGGGACUUGGGGGCUUGGGGACAGGGUUUGGGAGAAUGCUGAGAGUUCUAGAAGGGGUGGGGCUUGAACCAAGCAGUGGGUGAGUCUCCAGAGUGGGUGGGUCUUAGACUGGGACCUGAGCCCACGGAAGGGAUGCAGCUUGGAACAUACAGACGACUGAGUUGGAUUCUAAGGGGGCAGGAAAGAAGGGGGAUUCAGGAAUGGGCCGAGCUUGGGUGAGGGCGUGGUCAGGGUUCUAGAUGGAGUGGGGCUUAGAGUGGGGCGGGGCGUGCUUGAUAGUUUCAGAAGGGACAGUGAAAUGGGGCAGUGAAGAAAAUAUGUUUUAAAGUGGCAAGGUUUAGCAGUGGCUAGGGCCUGUGGGAUGGGUUUUGUUAGGGGUGGAGAAGAGCAUCCCUGGCCAAGGCUGGGGACUGAGGGAUCCUGGGGAGAGUGGAGAGGUAUGGCUUGGAGGGCAAGGGGUGGGAUGCAGAAAGAAGUACCCUUGCCCACCCCCGCUACUUGACAGCUAGGUAAUCAGAGGACAGAGCCAAUGGGUCUGUGGGGCCAGCCCACUCCUCUCCCCCUUUUCUCGUGACUGCUCCCUCCCUCCCUCUACACCCCCACCCAUCCCGGGUGGUUGGAGGCUUGAUCUGGACCCCCUAUUCUACACCUUCUGCUGUGUCUGUGAUGUCAGUAGUGCCUGUGACCGUGUGUUGCCAUUUUGUCUGGCUGUGGCCCCUCCCCCUUCCCUCCAGACCCUUACUCUUCCCCCUACUCUUCCUGUGCCCUUCGGUAUUGUUUGAAGACUCCCUCCCCGAGGAAGAACAAAUAUUAAAUCUCCUCCCUUAAAUAAACUCCUCAACCACCUAA
This is a messenger RNA of Rhinolophus ferrumequinum (greater horseshoe bat), 2671 nucleotides long. It is a transcript of the gene SYP, whose product is annotated as synaptophysin. Lineage: Eukaryota; Metazoa; Chordata; Mammalia; Chiroptera; Rhinolophidae. Gene Ontology annotation, cellular component: synaptic vesicle; synaptic vesicle membrane; presynaptic active zone. The transcript is spliced from 7 exons. The record is from RefSeq and is a predicted model, not a curated record. Bases 101 to 1042 code for a protein of 313 amino acids.